Pochonia chlamydosporia 170 is the source of this 1008-nucleotide messenger RNA. RefSeq names its product NADP-dependent alcohol dehydrogenase. Gene Ontology annotation, molecular function: zinc ion binding; alcohol dehydrogenase (NADP+) activity. Gene Ontology annotation, biological process: alcohol metabolic process. NCBI's taxonomy places the organism in Eukaryota, Fungi, Ascomycota, Sordariomycetes, Hypocreales, Clavicipitaceae. The record is from RefSeq and is a predicted model, not a curated record. The coding region runs from base 1 to 1008 and encodes 335 amino acids. The transcript is spliced from 3 exons.
AUGGGCGUCGAUUUCACCGUAUUCAAGGGCUCCAAGACCGGCGACAUUGUCGAAGCCACCGGCCACAGAGACCCUCGUCCCACCGAAGUCAUUGUCAAGAUCUCCCACUGCGGUGUCUGCGGAACAGACGAGCACUUCCUCCACCAGGAGCAAGGACUCGGGCACGAAGGCGUCGGCAUCAUCACCGAGCUUGGAUCCGCUGUAAAUGAGGUUUCCAACUUCAAAGUCGGCGAUCGUGUUGGCAUGGGGUGGUUUUACAAGUUCUGCGGUACCUGCAAGAACUGCCUGACUGGCCACCAGAAUAGCUGCGUCGCUCCCCAGUUCUUUGGAACCGCCAACCACGACCAAGGCUGCUUCGGCACCUCUGUUGCAUGGGACGUCUCCGCCCUGUUCAAGAUUCCCGACGAAAUCGCCUCUGAAGAUGCCGGCCCGCUGAUGUGCGGCGGCGCAACUGUAUUCAGUCCUCUUCACACGUCUGGCGUUCGCCCCGGCGACCGAGUUGGCAUCAUUGGUGUUGGCGGUCUUGGCCACUUGGCUAUUCAGUUUGCAUCCAAGAUGGGCAUGGAGGCCGUUGUCUUUUCUAGCUCAGAGUCCAAAAAGGAAGAGGCCUUGCGAUUUGGCGCUUCCGAGUUUUACACGCCGGCCGACUUGGCUCAUCCAGAGAAGAUUGACAAGGUGGACAUUUUGCUCAUCACGUCGAGUGUUUUGCCAGACUUGAGCACAUACUAUCCUGUCCUCGCUCGACGAUCCCAGAUCUAUCCCCUGACGGUUAGCAUGGAGCCCAUGAAUGUCACGCCCAUGGCAAUGAUCAUGUAUGGCAUCACAAUUGUCGGAUCCGGAGUGGCUAGCGCUGGUACACAGCAGGCCAUGUUGGCAUUUGCUGCCAAGCACGGAAUCAAGCCGCAGAUUGAAAAGUUUCCUCUGACAAAGGACGGUGUUGUUGAUGCGAUGGCGCGGCUGCGAGAUGGCAAGAUGCGGUAUCGUGGUGUCCUGGUUGCGCCGCAGUGA